Molecule: messenger RNA, 986 nt
Organism: Sabethes cyaneus
Lineage: Eukaryota; Metazoa; Arthropoda; Insecta; Diptera; Culicidae
Gene: Clp
Product: cleavage and polyadenylation specificity factor subunit 4
Exons: 4
Coding region: 60-932 (290 amino acids)
Molecular function (GO): RNA binding; zinc ion binding
Source: RefSeq, a predicted model, not a curated record
AGUUAACCGCUUGUAGUGCAGACAUAAACUUUGUGAUAUUUUUUGAAUUGUCCAUCAAAAUGGACUACAUCAUAUCAAAUGUUGAAAAUGUGGUCUUUAAGAUAGAAAAGGAUCUUAAUGAGCAAUUUGGCGCAUUGCCUCUUCCUUUUCCUGGCAUGGAUAAAUCAACAGCGGCCGUAUGUUUGUUUUUUAAUACUACUGAUGGACCUGAGUGUGAAAAAGGCGCCGGUUGCCCGUUUCGGCACAUUCGGGGGGAUCGAACAAUUGUUUGUAAACAUUGGCUUCGUGGACUUUGUAAAAAAGGAGAUCAAUGUGAAUUUCUUCACGAGUACGAUAUGACUAAAAUGCCCGAAUGCUACUUUUAUUCGAGGUUCAAUGCAUGUCACAAUAAGGAAUGUCCUUUUCUGCAUAUUGACCCUGAAAGCAAAAUUAAGGAUUGUCCUUGGUACGAUCGAGGCUUUUGCCGACAUGGACCUAACUGUCGCCAUCGUCAUGUAAGAAGAGUAUUGUGUAAUUUCUAUUUAGCUGGUUUUUGCCCUGAUGGAUCUUCAUGCAAGUUUAUGCAUCCAAGGUUCGAAUUACCUCCACCACCUGAAUCAAAAGAUCAAUUACCUAAGCGUCCCCCUACAUGCCAUUAUUGUGGUGAGCUUGGCCAUAAAGCUUGCUAUUGUCCAAAAAUGCCCCAAGAGCAACGAGAAGCAACGCUUCGCAUGGAAGAAGCUCGCUACAGAACGCUCGGUUACUUUAAACAUCGCUCCAACAUUGAAGGUCCCAAUAUAGUUUCUGACGAAACAAUUUCGCUGCCACAAAAACCUCCACCUCGACCGUUAGAGGAAAUAACGUGUUUCAAAUGUGGUACCAAGGGUCAUUACGCUAACAAAUGUACUAAAGGACAUCUGGCAUUCUUAUCAAAUAAUGCGAUUCGAAAAUAGUGUUGGAGACGAAUAUGCAACAAUUUUUGUUUAAAUAUAGCGAGCAAAUCGCAU